Molecule: messenger RNA, 24272 nt
Organism: Empidonax traillii (willow flycatcher)
Lineage: Eukaryota; Metazoa; Chordata; Aves; Passeriformes; Tyrannidae
Gene: DST
Product: dystonin
Biological process (GO): intermediate filament bundle assembly; wound healing
Cellular component (GO): cell junction; membrane; keratin filament
Molecular function (GO): microtubule binding; calcium ion binding; structural molecule activity
Source: RefSeq, a predicted model, not a curated record
GCGCGGAGCCGGCGGCGAUGCCCGCCCCGCUGCCGGGGGGAGAGGCUGCCCGGCGCUGCCCGGCCCCCCGCCGCUCGCCGCAGACCCGCGCACGCACAGGGGCAGCCGGGCGCUUGAGCCAUGAUUGCCGCGGCUUUCCUGGUCCUGCUGAGACCCUACAGCAUCCAAUGCGCCCUCUUCUUGCUCCUGCUGCUGCUGGGGACCAUUGCCACGAUUUUAUUCUUCUGCUGCUGGCACCGCAGGCUCCAGAAAGGGAGGCAUCCCAUCAAAUCGUCUUUUCAGGUCGCUCAAGGAGCCGAGAUGCUGUCAUGAGAACUCAUCACUUUCGCUCUGAGGGCUUUAGAUCAAGUCCUCGUCAUGCUCGAAGACGUGCAGCACCUCGCCUUGAGGAAACACAGCCUAUAGUGGAAGCUCACCAUCUAAGUGAGCAGGAAACUUCUGUAAGAAAAAGAAAAAUCAAGAAAAGCAGCCGAGUCCAACCGGAAUUUUACCAUUCUGUUCAAGUUACCCCAACUCGAAAGCCUAGCUCCGGCAACGCGUCCUACCGAUGCUCCAUGUCGUCCUCCGCCGAUUUCUCCGAUGAGGAGGACUUCAGCCAGAGGUCGGGGACAGUGUCGCCGGCGCCGGGGGACACGCUGCCCUGGAACCUGCCCAAACACGAGCGGUCCAAGCGGAAGAUUCAGGGCGGCUCCGUGCUGGACCCCGCCGAGCGGGCCGUGCUGCGCAUCGCCGAUGAGCGGGACAAAGUACAAAAGAAGACGUUCACAAAAUGGAUAAAUCAGCAUCUCAUGAAGGUUAGAAAGCAUGUGAAUGACCUAUAUGAAGACCUAAGAGAUGGACAUAACUUGAUCUCACUUUUAGAAGUCCUUUCUGGAGACACCUUGCCCCGAGAAAAAGGUCGGAUGCGUUUCCACAGACUCCAGAACGUCCAAAUUGCACUUGACUAUUUGAAAAAACGCCAGGUGAAACUGGUUAACAUAAGAAAUGAUGAUAUAACAGAUGGGAAUCCCAAAUUGACUUUGGGGUUGAUAUGGACCAUAAUUUUGCACUUUCAGAUAUCUGAUAUCCAUGUUACUGGAGAGUCAGAGGACAUGUCUGCUAAAGAGAGACUGCUCCUGUGGUCGCAGCAAACAACGGAGGGUUAUGCUGGAAUACGUUGUGAAAAUUUCACUACCUGCUGGCGUGAUGGAAGAUUAUUUAAUGCCAUCAUUCAUAAAUACAGGCCGGACCUGAUAGACAUGAAUACCGUUGCUGUUCAAAGCAACCUUGCAAAUUUAGAACAUGCUUUUUUUGUAGCAGAAAAACUUGGUGUUGCCAGACUUCUGGAUCCUGAAGAUGUCGAUGUUUCCUCACCUGAUGAGAAGUCAGUAAUAACUUAUGUGUCAUCACUUUAUGAUGCAUUUCCCAAAGUACCAGAAGGUGGCGAAGGCAUCAGUGCAAAUGAUGUUGAAGUCAAAUGGGUUGAAUAUCAGAAUAUGGUGAACUACCUCAUGCAGUGGAUCAGACACCAUGUCACGAUAAUGUCUGACAGAACAUUUCCCAACAAUCCUGUGGAAUUGAAGGCACUUUAUAAUCAAUAUUUACAGUUUAAAGAAACAGAAAUUCCACCAAAGGAGACAGAUAAAUCGAAAAUUAAACGUCUAUAUAAACUUCUAGAGGUCUGGAUAGAAUUUGGACGCAUCAAACUUUCUCAAGGCUACCAUCCAAAUGAUAUAGAAAAAGAAUGGGGAAAGCUUAUUAUUGCCAUGCUGGAAAGAGAGAAGACCCUUCGGCCUGAAGUGGAGAGGUUGGAAAUGCUGCAGCAAAUUGCAAACAGAAUUCAGCGGGACAGUCGGAGCUGUGAAGAUAAACUGAUACUUGCCCGGAAUGCUCUGCAGUCUGACACCAAGCGAUUAGAGUCAGGGCUCCAGUUCCAACAUGAAGCAGAGAUAGCUGGCUAUAUUCUUGAAUCUGAGAACCUUCUCCGUCAGCAAGUGGUUGAUGCCCAAAUUCUUAUUGAUGGAAAAUACUAUCAAGCAGACCAGCUUGUUCAAAGAGUUGCAAAACUUCGUGAUGAACUGAUGGCCUUACGGACUGAAUGUUCUUCUGUGUACAACAAGGGGCAUGCACUGACCACAGAGCAGACAAAGCUUAUGAUAUCUGGAAUAACCGAAAGCCUAAACUCAGGAUUUACAACUAACCUAACCCCUGAAUUAAAUGCUAUGACCCAAGGUUUAACACCUCCUUUGACUUCUUCCAGCUUGACAUCUGGCCUUUCAUCAGGUCUUACAUCCAGACUGACACCAACCAUCACUCCCACUUACCCCCCAGGUGUCCCCCCACGGUUAGUCCAGAGCUAUGUGACAGGAGUAGACAGUGGGACUCUGCAAACACUUAAACUGAUGCAAAUCAGAAAACCUCUUAUGAAAUCAGCUUUUGUGGAUCAGAAUUUAACGGAAGAAGAGGUGAACAUGAAAUUUGUCCAGGACCUAUUGAGCUGGGUGGAAGAAAUGCAGGUGCAACUUGAUCGAACAGAAUGGGGUUCAGAUUUGCCAAGUGUUGAAAGCCAUUUGGAAAAUCACAAAAAUGUCCAUAAAGCUAUUGAGGAAUUUGAAUCCAGCCUUAAAGAAGCCAAAAUGAGUGAGAUCCAAAUGACUGCUCCUCUUAAACUCAGUUAUGUGGAAAAACUACACAAACUGGAGAGUCAGUAUUCAAAGCUCUUGAAUACAUCGAGAAAUCAGGAAAGGCACUUAGAUACUCUUCACAAUUUUGUGUCUCGUGCUACUAGAGAACUGAUAUGGUUGAAUGAAAAAGAAGAGGAAGAGGUUGCAUAUGACUGGAGUGAGAGAAACUCCAAUAUAACAAGAAAAAAGGAAUAUCAUGCAGAAUUGAUGAGAGAACUUGAUGAAAAAGAAGAAGUUAUAAAAUCAGUACAAGAAAUAGCUGAACAGUUGCUUCUUGAAAAUCACCCAGCCAGGCUAACCAUUGAGGCCUAUAGAGCUGCAAUGCAGACCCAAUGGAGCUGGAUUCUCCAGCUCUGUCACUGUGUUGAACAACAUUUGAGAGAAAAUGCUGCAUAUUUUGAGUUUUUCAGUGAUGCCAAAGAAGCCAUGGAAUAUUUGAAGAAUUUGAAAGAUACUAUAUACCGAAAAUACAGUUGUGAUAGAUCAAGCAGUGUUCAUAGGCUGGAAGACCUUGUCCAGGAGUCCAUGGAAGAAAAAGAACAACUCUUGCAGUAUAAGAGCACAGUAGCAGGCCUUGUGGGGAGAGCAAAGGCAAUAAUUCAGCUGAAGCCAAGAAACCCCGACUGUGUACUCAAAACAUCCAUCCCGAUUAAAGCCAUCUGUGACUAUAGACAAAUCGAGAUAACUAUUUACAAAGAUGAUGAGUGUGUGUUAGCAAACAACUCCCAUCGUGCUAAAUGGAAAGUCAUUAGCCCAAGUGGUAAUGAGGCCAUGGUUCCAUCUGUGUGCUUUACAGUUCCUCCACCAAACAAAGAAGCAAUAGAUACAGCCAACAGGAUUGAACAACAAUUUCAGAAUGUUCUGGCCCUUUGGCAUGAGUCACAUGUAAACAUGAAGAGUGUGGUGUCCUGGCAUUACCUGACAAAUGAAAUCGAAGCUGUUAGAGCUGGCAAUGUUGCCUCGAUAAAGACGAUGCUACCAGGUGAACAUCAGCAGGUUCUAAGCAAUUUGCAGUCCCGCUUUGAUGAUUUUUUGGAAGAUAGCCGGGAGUCCAAAAUCUUUACAAGCUCCGAUACAGCACAGCUGGAAAGGGAAGUUAAUGUUUGCAAGCAAUACUAUCAAGAGCUUCUUAAGUCUGCAGAAAGAGAGGAGCAGGAAGAAUCUAUUUACAAUCUGUACAUCUCUGAAGUCAGGAAUAUCAGACUACGGCUAGAGACUUGUGAGGAACGGUUAAUACGGCAGAUCCGAACACCAAUGGAAAGGGAUGAUGUACAUGAAAAUGUGCUUAGGAUUUCAGAGCAAGAGAAACUGAAGAAAGAACUGGAUCGACUGAAGGAUGACUUGGGAGCCAUCACAGAUAAAUGUGAAGAGUUUUUCGGUCAAGCUGCUGGUUCACCUUCAGUCCCUACCCUGCGCUCUGAGCUCAAUGUUGUUAUACAAAACAUGAAUCAAGUUUAUUCCAUGUCUUCCAUUUUCAUAGAUAAAUUAAAAACUAUAAAUUUGGUCCUGACAAACACUCAAACAGCAGAAUCAUUAGUAAAACACUAUGAAACUAAGUUGUGUGAAGAAGAGGCAGUAAUGGCUGACAAAAACCAUAUUGAAAACCUGAUGGGUACAUUAAAGCAAUGGAGAUCGGAAGUAGAUGAAAAAAGACAAACAUUCCAUGCCUUAGAGGAUGAACUGCAGAAGGCAAAGAUGAUUAGUGAUCAGAUGUUUAAAAUGCACAAGGAACGUGAUCUUGACUUUGACUGGCAUAAAGAAAAAGUGGACCAGUUGGCCGAGAGGUGGCAAAAUGUUCAUUCUCAAAUUGAAAAUAGGUUGCGUGACUUAGAAGGUAUUAAUAAAUCUCUGAAGUAUUAUAAAGAUACUUACAAUUCUUUGGAUACUUGGAUUCAACAAGUGGAAGAUACUCAGCGAAAGAUUCAAGAAAUACGUCCUGAAAAUAGCAAAGCUUUGGCUAAACAGUUGAACCAACAUAAGAUGCUGGUUUCUGAGAUUGAAAUGAAACAGAGCAAAAUAGAUGAAUGCCAGAAGUAUUCAGAGCAAUACUCAGCUGCUGUGAAGGACUAUGAGUUACAGACCAUGACCUACAGAGCUAUGGUUGACUCCCAACAAAAAUCUCCAGUGAAGCGCCGAAGAAUGCAAAGCUCAUCAGACUUCAUUAUUCAAGAGUUCAUGGAUUUACGGACUCGUUACACUGCCUUAGUGACCUUGAUGACCCAAUACAUUAAGUUUGCAGGGGAUUCUUUGAAAAGACUGGAAGAGGAAGAGAAAUCAAUGGAAGAGGAAAAGAAGGAACAUGUUGAGAAAGCUGGGGAUUUACUAAAAUGGGUGUCAAACCUCAGCAAGACACUCAGCAAAGAAGAAGGAGAAAAGGCUGAAAAGACAGACUUGCCUAAGCAGCAGAUUUCCCUGCAUGAAAUGUCAACCAAAAAAGAACAAAUAGCUGAAGCUCUGCAGACUACUCAGUCAUUUUUAGCUAAGCACAGUGAUAAAAUGACAGAUGAAGAGCGACAUGAAAUGGAAAAGCAAGUCAGAUCUCUCCAGGAGAGCUACAGCUUGUUAUCCAAUGAAGCUUUUAAGCAGCUGCAGGAAGCGCAGUAUCUGGGUGAUGAAAAGAUGGAAGAAAAGGUGAAUAAAGUCAUUGCUGGUGUCAUUGAUCAAACUACUGGAGAAGUCUUUUCAGUCUUUCAGUCUAUUUUAAAAGGUUUUCUUGACUAUGACACCGGAAUUAGAUUGCUCGAGAAUCAGCUGAUUCUUUCUGGAAUAAUUUCUCCAGAAUUAGGAGUGUGUUAUGAUUUGGAAGAAGCUAAAGCUCAUGCCUUAAUUGAUGAGCAGAUUCUGUUGCAGUUGGAGGAAUUAAGUGAUGCAAAAAAGCUUAUUUCAGAAUCAUCAUUAUCAAAUAUUCCGGUUGUUUCAGUUUUAGAACAAGGUCUAAUUUCAGAACCUUUGGCUAUUAAAAUUCUUGAGAAUCAGCUUUCAAGUGGGUAUUUGAUUUUGCCAUCUACUGGAGACAAACUGACUUUGCAGAGUGCUUUCCAGAGAAACCUCAUGUCUCCAACAUUAUAUGCAAAACUCCUGGAAAGACAAGACACAUGUAAAGAUCUCAUAGACCCCAACUGUGCUGAGAAAAUUUCCCUUGAGCAGAUGAUUCAAAGAAGCAUAAUACAUAAAAGAACAGGGUUAAGACUCCUACCUGUGAAACCACAAGAGAAAGGGAGAAUUGUGUUGAAAUGUGGAAGGAGGAUAACUAUUCUGAGGGCAGCCCAUGAAGGUCUCAUUGAUCGGGAAACAAUGUUCAGGCUGCUGGGUGCUCAGUUAAUGUCUGGAGGUCUCAUUGACCCUGACUCAGGGAAACGAAUGACUGUGGAAGAGGCCGUGAGACAAGGGGUGAUAGAUCAGGAUACUGCUUGCGGGAUCCUCACACAUCAGGUUCAGACUGGGGGAAUCCUUUGUCAAAAUUCAGGACAACGGUUGACUGUUGAUGAAGCUGUGCAAUGUAACUUAAUAUCAUCUACCAGUGCCCUGCUGGUAUUGGAAGCACAGAGGGGCUUUGUGGGACUAAUUUGGCCUCACACUGGUGAAAUAUUCCCUGUAUCAACUUCUUUGCACCAAGAUAUGAUAACAAAUGAGCUGGCGUUCAAAAUACUGAAUGAUAGAAAGAAAAUAGCUGCACUUUACAUUCCAGAAACUUGUGAAAUAAUCAGUCUUGACAAGGCUGCAGAAUCAGGGAUCAUAGAUAGCAAUACUGUAUCUGUUUUGACCAACGUGACUUUGCCAGAUAAAAUGCCCAAUGUAGAAGAAUUGAAGUUCCCUUGUAAAAAUGCUGCAAAAUGGUUAUCAUCAUAUGAAUUUCUGCCAUCUGUAGUUCAUGACCGAGAGGAAGAACAUGAAGAUUGUAGCACAGAAGACCCUGUAUGUCAUAAUUUAGAUCAAGCUAAGAAACUAUUCAUAUCUUACCUGAUGGUAAAUAGUUAUAUGGAUGCAAACACUGGAAGAAGACUUCUGUUAUAUGAUGGACAACUGCAAGAGGUCAUCAAUAAUCUGCUGGAAGGUGGUGGUGCUGCAUACAAUGCUGGUGUGUCAGAAAUGGAGUUUAGUAACAAAUAUGUAAGCUCGAAAGGAAUUAACCUAAAGUCAGCAGAUAGUGUUCAGGGUGACCUUUCGGGUGUUGAGAAUGCUUCUAAAAGCAGUAAAUUAAAUCAGUUUGAUGAUUUGGGAAAUAAUGUAUCUUCACAAGAAGAUCUUCAUGAGUGUGGACCAGAUAUUUGCAAUGCUGCUGACACCGAGCAAUCAGAAUAUACACAGGAGAUGUUGUUAACUCUCCCUGCAGAACCCAGAAAUGUAGUAAGUAACACUCAAAAUUCCACGAACAGAAAUCAACUCAGAGGUUUUUUUGAGGUUUCUGAGUGGACAGAACUGUGUAAGCAUAACAAUCAGCAGGCAAAUUCAGGAAACAUUGAGGGAUAUCUUCCAAAUGACUUAAAUCCAAGUCCUAUUUCAGAAACAGGGAAAGAAGAGAUUUAUAUGGGUGACAGUCUGAGUACUGAAAACAGGAAUGAUAAAAGCCCACAAAAUUUCUUGAAUGUGGAUGAUUUGUCAGAUAAAAUCUGGAGGGAGCUGGAAAGGUGCACACCAUACAGGCCUCACAUAUUGCAAGCUGACAGUAGCAGAAUGUUACUGGAUAACAGCAAGAAAGAUGAUUUUCAGAGAAGUCUUUGUUCAUCCAUCAGUGCAGACACUGCAUAUAGACUGCCAGAAGAAUUGGUUAGUCAGUGUGGUGACACACUACAGUUCGAAGACAAUGAAUACAAUGAGCAACCUCUACAGGAGUAUGCUGAUGUACCUAACAGACCAUCCCUAGAGGGCUAUCCUUAUAUACAUGGAAAGCCGUCAUUGGAGGAUUGUAUUGAUUUUCAGAAUAAACUGUAUCUAGAAGACAGUAGAGACAUGCACCAUAGCUCUUUGUUGGGUGGUAAUACUGUUAUACACGAUGGACCAGCUAUGGGGGACAGUAACAGCACAGCACAAGGGCUGACAACAGAAGAAAGUGAUCUUACAUUCCACAGAUUAGUGCCGUGCUACACUAGCUCUGAUUCAUCAGUAGAUGAUAGUGAUGGCAUUCCACAGCUUGAAAGUGCCUGCUUGCAGCAUGAGUGUGGUGAGGAAACCCCUGAAGAUGACAGCUCUCAGUUUGAUGAGGAUGACGAUGAUGCCUAUGAAACACCUCAGACUGAUGAUGAAGACAGUGAUGUCUAUAAUACUCCUCAAACAGAUGAUGAUGAUUCCUCUGACACUUCUCAAGGUGAUGAGGGCUUUGAUACCUUGAAGAUGGGGGAUGAUGAUACACCAGAGCCAGAAUUGGCUGGAAGAUCAGUUCCAUUGGUUUUUCUGGAGGAGAGAGGUGGUCUAACAGCCCUAAGAGAAGAGACCACCUCUUUUCAAGAACUUGGAGCUAAUGCUAAAGAGGAUGUCCAUGUAAAUGGGAAAGAGCAACCUGAGAGCAUAAAUACAGCUGCUGCAAGUACCAAAACCAUGGGAAGAAUCCCUAAGGAGGAAAGGGAAGGAAAAGGAAGUUUUGGAGAGAAGGAGCAAGAGUUACCAGUUACUGUGAAGAGCGAAGGAAGAAAGGAGGGAGGCAUAAGUUCUUUACGGGAGAUGUAUGAAGCAGAUGUACAAGAGAGAAAUGAGCAAGUUGAAAUGAAAGCAGAAAGUGAUUCCUAUGAGGAUGAAUCUGAAGGUACACAGGAGGGGGAAGAUUAUGAGGAGGAUUACGAUAGUUAUGAUGACUCUGACACUGAUUCUGACAGUGAAGAUGAAAUGGAUAUUUUUUAUUCACAUCAUCAGUGUAUAAAUAAAGGUGACCAGCUGUUAAUUUCCUUAGGAGAUGUAGAAAGAAGCAAUGAACGUAAUCAGAAUAUUGGUGACUGUUGCUAUUCUUUAGGCGACAAGACAGGAUAUACUUCGCAAUUCCAGUCUAACCAUGAAAAUGGAAAUCUGUCUUCAGGAAAAUGUGAAUCAGUGUCACAUAUUUCUGAGGAAAGCUAUGUUGAUCUUUCAUGUGCAAGUGAAGACAGACAGCAGGAAACAGAAGAUAAAUGUGGGACUUGUGUCAAAAGUAAAUACAUGUCACAAGAUACUACUGAGCCUAUUCAGUCAGAAAAUACCCUUGACACUAAAUGGACAGUCUCUACAAGUGAAGGAAAUAAUGAAACACGGCUUAAGGUUCCAGGUUCUCAGCUUCUCCAUAGUACUGUGAAAUCUGAUGUCAGUGUAACGGCCUACCUGAUAACAGAGCAAGCUGCUGAUAGUGAUGAAAGUACUCGGACAAAUUUGCUUCUCUCAGAAUGCUUUACUGAUAGCAUGAAUAAAGACAAUGCUGCCAUGCCAAUGUUAGAUUCGAAUCAUGGGCAAAGACAGAAAGAAGCAGUAGUUGCAGAGGAAAAAGUAUUAAAUGAUACGGAAAAACAAAAGGAAAGUUCAUCUCAAAAGGACAAUAAAUUCCCUAUAGAUAUGCCUUCUGUGAGUGAUGAUAAUGAUAGCUCCCUUAGGGACCCAGUAGAUCCAGUCACCAGUUGGAAGCAUGGUCAAAUAGGAAGAGGUUUCGAAAUUCUUUCAGAAAGUAAAAGUAAAGUAAAUAUUAUAGAGGAAUGUGAUAUCAUGGGACUAAGUAAAAGUCCCAUUCAGAUGGAAAGCCUUGGGGAAAUAUUUGAUGCAUCAGUAAUUAAAGCUGAUAGAGAAACUUCUGCUGCAAGUAAAGAAAAAGUAAAUGUUGAUCAAGAUUUCUUUGACAUUCGAGUUGUGAGAUCAGAUGAAUUUAGGAGAGAUACUAACAUUCCUCCUUCUUUAAAACAAUAUACAACAGGCAUAAAAGAAGGUGGCCAUUCAGAACUGGAUAAAACUGAAUUCUCUUGUUUUGAGGACACAGAAAGAGGGGGAAAGGGUAUAGAGAUUGAAAAGGAUUUUCUGCUAAAUACAGAAGAAAUGCAUUCAAGUGAAUUUAAUGCUCAGUCUUUUCCUCCAACUGAUACAGUGAAACCAAAGGAAAUUAGCAUAACUAAAGACAUAGGGAGAGUUAUCUGUCAAAAUACAGCCAAUGUUCUUAAAGACUCUUCAGAAAACAAAAGCAACAAUGACAGUGAAAUUUCUCCCAUAAAACCAGAUGCUUUAGGAAGUAUUGAGGAUGCCAAAGAAUCAGGGAAUGGAAGUGAAGUGCUAUCUUCUGGGAAACUUACCCACACCACUGAUGUUUCUUCUGCAAUUCUGAGUAGCAUAGGAACUGACUUGAAUUAUGGUGCCCAGAAAGAAUAUGAGAUGCUGAAAAACAAAAAGAGAGAAAAUUUCAUGGCCAGUGAGACUUCCUCACUUGGAAAUGGUUUAAAAAACCAAAUGUCCAUGGAGUCACUGCAAAAGGAAAUGGGACCCUGCAAAGAUUUUCAAGUAAAGGAAGGUAUUUCACAAUCACCAGAAGUAUCUGACACACUAAUGGAAGACUUACGGAAUAUAUUGCAAAAAAAAUUGAAAAUGGGACAUGGUUACUGCAAACAGGAAGCUGAACCCCUAAGUUACACUGAUACCAAAACUUUAAUGCAAAAUUUACUUACAAUGGUUAGAAGUACCCAGCUGGUGAGUGAAAAGUCUAGUGGAUCAAAUCUCAAGCAAAUAAGCAGUUCUGUUAGAACUGCAGUAAUGGAUACCAUGCCAUGUACAGAGCCCAAGGACAGUGAUGCUCCUUCAUUGCUUUGGCUUGAUUGCAGAAGUCCUGAUCUUCUUCAUGAUAUUCUGAAGCAGGAAUCCUGCAAGCAAAAGAUGACUGAUGUAGAUAAAAGGAGGAAUGAAACAGACAUGAAAGCUCCUGUUCUCAAGCCAACUAUUUCCGAACUUCUGGAGAUUUUUCAAAUCUCACCUGGAGAUGAAAGUACAAGCAAGUUAGAGGAGCUGAUAAGUAGUUUGCUUAUGAGCUCACAGGUUGUUGGUACCACCACAGAAUAUGAGGAUAAAGGAAAAGUAGGUGGACUUUGUACUCUUUUCUCAACAGAACAGUCAGAGUUUGGAUCAGAGAUUGCUAAAGAGAAAACAUUGGCAGAUAAUGCAACUGUUGCUUGGAAAAGUGACCAGAAGAAUGGGAAGACUGACAGCCCAUCCAAAGGCUUUACUGAGACUGUUUUCAAAGCAAAAGAAGCAGUCCUGGAAGACACCCACAGUAGCAUGUUUGAUGGAGUACAGCAAUGUUUAACAUUCAUAGAGAAAAUGCAAAGACAUUUGGCAGUGCUUCAAGAUAUGAAGAGCCACCUAGAUAACCAGCAACCUAUUAGUAACAAUCUGGAAAUACUGAAAGAUGAACUGAAACAGCUAGAGUCAUUUGAAUCAGGACUGGCUACGUUUGCAAUUGUCCUAAAAAAGGACAUGAAGUUAACGGAAGAAUUCUUCAAGUUUUGUAACAGGGAUGUUCCAGAAGAGAAACUUAAAGAGCUAAAGAUAAGCUAUGACUAUUUGCAGGAAGCAUUUUUGGUGGUCUGUGAUACAUCUUCAAAACGAGCCAAACAAAUACUCUGUGCUGUUGACUCAGAAAUGUCUAAGCUUGGAGUAAUGCACCAGCAACUUUUAAGUAAACUGCAGAGAUUUUCAGACUGGAUCACAGAGAACAGUAAAAUCGUGAAUGACUUCACAAUGAAUACUAAUGAUAUGGAAGAGAUGAAGAGAAGUUUACAGCUAUUUAAAAACAAUUCUGCAGAGCUCAGCCGUGAAAAAAUGCAACUGGAGUCCACUGCGUUUGAUGUUCAGUUUUUCAUUUCUGAACAUGCUGAAGAUCUUUCUCCUAGUCAGAGCAAACAACUGCUGAGGCUUUUAAAUACCACCCAGAAAUCUUUUCAGGAAGCACAGGAAGCAAUAACUUCUCAAAUGGAAAGUUUAGAGACUCAGUUACAGGCAGUGCAAGAGCUGGGUGAUCAGAAGGAUGUGGCUGAACGGCAGCAGGAAUGCAAAGAGAAACUCCAGGAAAUCUGUGAUUUGCUUACACAAACUGAAAAUCGACUCAUUGGACAGCAAGAGUCUCUUGUUAUUGGAGACAGCAAGGCUGAGCUGGAACAAUACCAGACCAAACAGGAGGAGAUACAAAAAGACAUGAGGAAAAGUGCCCAGACACUGGCAGAGAUUGUGAAAAAUACUGAAACGUUCUUGAAAGAGAAUGGAGAAAAGUUGUCACAAGAAGACAAGACUGUUCUGGAACAGAAACUGAAUGAAGCUAAGACAAAGUGUUUGCUCCUUAGCCAGAAAGCAGAAGAGUCCAAGAAAGAACUUGAUAAAGCUAUGACAACAGCAAUUAAGCAGGAAACAGAAAAGGUUGCAGCCAUAGAACAGCUGGAAGAAAGCAAAAACACAAUAGAAAAUCUUUUGGAUUGGUUAUCAAAUGUGGAUAAAGAAGCGGAGCAUGGCCGGAAAUUUAAGAAAGUGAUAGAACAGAAUGGAACACACUUUGAAGAAGGAGAUGUGAAAGUUUUGGAAGGAGAGGAGGAUGAUGUCAAUGGUAAUCUGCUGGAAAUGCAGCCAGACAUUGAAACUCAGGUGGAUGGACUAGUAAAAAGCACAGAUGAUAAUCUGAACCAGCAGUAUCAGAAAGUCAAGGCUCAACAUGAGAAAAUUAUUUCACAGCAGCAAGCUAUCAUAGUAGCAACUCAGUCUGCUCAGGCACUGCUGGAGAAACAAGGGCACUACCUUUCCCCUGAAGAAAAAGACAAGAUGCAAAGGAACAUGAAAGAGCUGAAGGCUCAGUAUGAGACUGCUUUAGCCGAAUCAGAACGGAAAAUGAAACUGACUCAUUCUCUAAGAGAAGAACUGGAGAAAUUUGAUGCAGACUAUAGUGAAUUUGAAACCUGGCUGCAGCAGGCAGAACAAGAACUUGACAAUUUGGAGGCAGGGGCUUCUGACUUCAGUGGUAUUAUGAUCAAACUGAAAAGGCAGAAGAGUUUUUCAGAAGAUGUUAUAUCUCACAAAGGUGAUUUACGGUAUAUUACGAUUUCUGGACAAAGAGUUUUAGAUGCUGCAAGGUCGUGUAGCAAAAGAGAUGGUGUGAAGGUUGACAAAGAUGGUAUCGAUACUUCAGCAACAUACACUGAAGUGCAAAAUAAACUGGACAGUGCUUCAGAUCGCUUCAAAUCCCUCUAUACUAAAUGUAGCAUCCUUGGAAAUAACCUCAAAGACCUGGUGGAUAAAUACCAGCAUUAUGAAGAUGCCUCAUCUGGACUUUUGUCAGGUCUCCAGGCCUCUGAAAUAGCUGUGAACAAGCAACUGUCAGAGCCAAUUGCAGUGGAUCCCAAAAAUCUCCAAAGGCAACUUGAAGAAACCAAGGUUCUUCAGGGACAGGUGUCUAACCACCAAAUUGCUGUAGAAAAACUGAAAAAAGCUGCUGAAGUGUUAUUGGAUACAAGGGGAGAGUUGACACCAGACAAAGAUGAGAUUCAGAAGACACUGGAUGAUAUUGUGGAGAGGUAUGACAAUUUAUCCAAAUCCGUGAAUGAAAGGAAUGAAAAACUUCAAGUAACUCUGACACGAUCCCUGAGUGUGCAAGAUGGUUUGGAUGAAAUGAUGGAUUGGAUGGAAAGUGUUGAAAAGAGCCUUAAGGAACAAGAACAAGUGCCUUUGAAUUCUGCUGCUAUUCAGGAUAUUAUUAGUAAAAGCAUUAUGCUGGAACAAGACAUUGCAGGUCGCCAAAGCAGUAUAAACACUAUGAAUGAAAAAGUGAAGAAGUUCACGGAAACAGCAGAUCCAUCCACUGCAUCCACGCUGCAAGCUAAAAUGAGUGAACUUGCAGGACGGUUUUCUGAAGCAAGUAACAAGCAUAGAGAGAAGCUUCUGAAAAUGGAGGAGUUGAAAACUAAAGUGGAGUUAUUUGAAGGUCUGUCAGAAAAACUUCAGUCAUUUCUAGAUGAGAAGAACCAAGCCCUCAGUGAGACAGAGGCACCAAGAAAGGAUGUUAGUGAAGUGUCUCAGUACAUGCAGGAAGCUAGUGUAGAAUUGGCACAACACAAGAAGGAUCUGGAAGUUUUGAAGCAGCUUGUUGAAGAACUUUCAUUUCAUGCUCUUCCUGGAGAUAAAGCAUUGGUAUCAGAAAAAGUAAAUACUUUAUCUAAGAAAUUCAAAGAGGUAGAGGAGACUAUAAAGGAAAAAGAAGAGGAUGUAUCAUCUUGUCAGAAACAAAUGGAUACUUUUGAGCUCCUCGUAGAAUCAUUAAAGAAAUGGAUAAAAGAGACCAUAGAACGAAUUCCAGCAGCGCAACCCUCCCUGAAUACAGAGGAAUUAAAGAAACCUUUGGAAGAUACACUGAAUUUAAAAGAUGAAUGGACAUUGAAAGCACCUGAACUGCAGAAAAUGAAUAGCAGAGGAACUUUGCUGUGUAACCUAAUUACUGCUGUGACUUCUCCUGCAAAACUGAGAGCAGUUGCCAAAUCAGGUGGCACAAUAUUAAAUGGUGAAGGAGGAGCUCCAGGAACUCAGGAUUUCCUGAAAAAUAAAGAACUGACAACUGUUCAACAAGCUAUGUCUGAUGUAAAUCACAGUUAUGAAGAUUUGGGAGUUUUACUGAAUGAAAAGAUUUCAGAACUGGAAAAUAUGCUUUCAAAAAUGCAAAAUAUUCAGGAAGAAUCAACCUCAAUGAUGCAUUGGUUGCAAAAAAUGGACAAAACUGCAUCAAAUUGGGAAGCUGCCCCAACUGAUAGUGAAGCGGUUAAAGCCCAAGUUGAGCAACAUAAGCUUUUUGAAACUGAAUUAAAGCAAAGUGCUAAUAAAGUCCAGGAACUAAAGGACAAAGUAACAGAACUGCUGGAGAAGAACCCUGACUCUCCCGAGGCACCUAAGUGGAGACAAACACUGGAUAAAAUAGAUUCCAAAUGGAAAGAGCUCAAUCAAGUUACAUCUGAGAGACAACAAAAACUGGAGGAGUCGUCAAAUUACCUGACCCAGUUCCAGACAGCAGAAGCCCAGCUAAAGCACUGGCUUGUAGAGAAAGAGCUGAUGGUCAGUGUGCUGGGACCACUGUCAAUUGAUCCUAAUAUGCUGAAUACACAAAAGCAGCAGGUUCAGAUUCUGCUCAAAGAGUUUGACACCAGAAAGCCACAAUAUGAGCAGUUAACUAUGGCUGGUGAAGGGAUUCUGAAGAGACCUGGUGAACAUCCACCCUCACAUGAAAUUGUAAAAGAGCAACUGGCAGCAGUGGCACAGAAAUGGGACAGUCUGACCGGCCAGCUGAGGAAGAGAUGUGACCGAAUUGACCAAGCCAUUGUGAAAAGCACAGAGUAUCAAAGUCUACUCAGAAGUCUGUCUGAUAAGCUAAGUGCCUUGGAUAAUAAACUAAGCAGCAGCCUGGCUGUGAGUACACAACCUGAUGCUGUGAAACAACAACUGGAAAUUGCUAGAGAAAUGAAGGAGGAAAUAGAACAGGAAAUGAAGAAUAUAAAUGCCGCCCAAACUCUUUGUGAAGAGCUGUCAGCAUUGGUUGGGGAAGAGUAUCUGAAAGCAGAACUUACAAGACAAUUAGAUGGCAUCUUAAAAUCAUUUAAGGAUAUUGAGCAAAAAUCAGAUAACCAUGUUCAGCAGCUUCAGUCAGCAUACACCACUUCUCAUCAGUUCCAGCAAAUGUCUAAGGACUUUCAGACCUGGCUAGGCAAAAAGAAAGAAGAGCUGAACCAGGCUCGUCCUGUUUCAGCCAAACUGGAUGUCUUGCAAUCACUAAUUGAAGAGCAGAAAGAUUUUAAGAAGACAAUGAGUGAUCAGAUUAGUUCAUAUGAAAGAAUUGUUGCAGAAGGAGAAAGUAUUUUACAGAAAACUCAAGGAGCUGACAAAGCAGCGUUGCAAUCCCAAAUUGCUGCACUCAGAAAUAACUGGGAUGAAAUGAAUAAACAGGUAAAAGAAAGGGAAGAUAAAUUAACAGAUUGCCUGGAGAAAGCCCUCAAAUACAAGCAGCAUGUAGAAAAUCUGCAGCCAUGGAUAGAGAAGUGCCAAAGCAACCUGUGUGAACUAAAAGUUGGCAUAAACCCCGUUGAAAUAGAGAAUUCUAUUGCUCAGGUGAGGGCAUGGCAGAAGGACCUGGAUAAACACCAUGGGAUGGUGGAGCUAUUAAAUAAUUCUGCUGAAAGUUUGCUCAGGGCAAGUCAAACAGAUAAAGAAAUUGUUCAAGAAGAAACUAAGGUGCUGAAUCAGAAUGUGAAUGUGGUUACAGAACAGUUACAUAAGAAGAGAGAGUGCUUGGAAAAUAUGGCACAAAGACUGAAAGAGUUUCAGGAAUCAUCCAGAGAAACUGAAAAACAGCUUAAAAGUGCCAAAGAGCAUCUGGAAGCUCAUGACUCACUUGGACCUCAGUCAUUCAGCAACAAACACCUGACAAUGAUGCAGGCCCAGCAGAAAGCCUUGCAGGCUUUAAAGCCUCAUGUCGAUCUAGCAAAAAAGCUUGCCCAAGACCUAGUAGUAGAAGCUUCUGAUUCAGCAGGUGUUUCUGAUCUUUUGCUCCAAGCUGAAUCUUUGGAGCAAGAAUACACUGCAGUGAACAAGCAGGUUGAAGAUAGGUGCUCAUUCUUAGAGACAAAACUUCAGGGAAUCGGCCAUUUCCAAAACAGCAUCCGAGAGAUGUUCUCUCAGUUUGCAGAGUUUGAUGAUGAACUUGAUAGCAUGGCUCCAGUGGGGAGAGAUCUCAAGGUGUUGCAAUCACAGAGAGAGGACUUAAAAUAUUUCCUGAAAAAGUUGGAGGAUCUUAUAAUGAAUAAUGAAAAUGCUAAUAAAAAUUGUAAAAUGAUGCUAGCCACGGAAGCUGAAGCUUCUCCUGAUCUUGUUGGUAUAAAGAGAGACUUAGAAGCUUUAAAUAAACAGUGCAACAAGCUACUAGACAGAGCAAAAGCCAGGGAAGAUCGAGUAGAGGAUACUAUUUCCCGUGUUGAGGAGUUUUACAGUAAGCUAAAAGAAUUUUCCAGUCUGCUUGGGAGAGCCGAAGAACAUGAAGAGUCACAAGGUCCUGUUGGAAUGGAAACAGAGACAAUUAAUCAGCAGCUGAAUACAUUCAAGGUAUUCCAGAAAGAAGAAAUUGAACCCUUGCAAGUAAAACAACAGGAGGUAAAUUGGUUGGGUCAAGGCCUUAUUCAGAGUGCUGCUAAAAGUACCAACACAGAAGACCUUGAACAUGACCUUGAAGAUGUCAACACCCGAUGGAAGACUCUUAAUAAGAAGGUUGCCCAGCGUGCUGCGCAAUUGCAGGAAGCCCUCCUCCACUGUGGGAGAUUUCAGGAUGCCCUUGAAUCUCUGCUUAGCUGGCUCAUUGAUACAGAAGAUCUUGUGGCUAAUCAGAAACCGCCAUCUGCUGAAUUCAAAGUUGUGAAGGCCCAAAUACAAGAACAGAAACUUCUCCAGAGGCUGCUGGAUGACCGCAAGCCUACUGUUGAGGCAAUCAAGCGUGAAGGGGAGAAAAUUGCUGAGUCAGCAGAGCCUGCUGAUAGAGUGAAAAUCUUAAAACAGCUGAGUUUCCUGGAUAGUCGGUGGGAUGCAUUGCUCAGUAAAGCGGAAACAAGGAACCGUCAGCUGGAAGGCAUCUCGGUGGUAGCGCAGCAGUUCCACGAAGCUCUGGAACCACUGGUGGAGUGGCUGAGUGCCACAGAGAAGAGGCUUGCAAAUGCAGAACCCAUUGGAACGCAGGCCUCCAAGCUGCAGCAGCAAAUUGCUCAGCAUAAAGCUCUAGAAGAUGAUGUCCUAGCUCACAAUAAGAGUUUACAUCAGGCCAUUAGUGCUGGUCAGUCUCUAAAGACUAUGAGCUCCAGGGAAGAUAAAGAUAUGGUGCAGGAAAAACUAGAUUCUUCUCAGGCACGAUUCAUUGAAAUUCAAGAGAAGAGCAACAGCAGGUCUGAACUUCUCCAGCAAGCUUACAGCAAUGCUCAGAUUUUUGGGGAGGACGAAGUUGAAUUGAUGAACUGGCUGAAUGAAAUCCAUGAUAAACUGAACAGAUUGUCAGUCCAAGAUUGCAGCACAGAAUUGCUUGAGAAACAGCACUCUGAACUACUGGAUCUUCAGGAAGAGAUUCUUCUUAGAAAACAAAAUGUUGAUUUGGCUAUACAAAAUGGCUUAGAGCUUCUCAAGCAAACAACAGGUGAUGAAGUGGUCAUUGUUCAAGAUAAGCUGGAAGGCAUUAAAGCAAGAUAUAAAGAUAUUAUGAAAUUGAGUUCUGAUGUAUCCAAGACUUUGGAGCAGGCUCUGCUGCUUGCAGGUCAACUGCACUCAACUCACGAGCAACUCUGCAAAUGGCUUGAUGAAGUAGAGGUGGAGUUACUCUCCUAUGAAACUCAAAUACCUAAGGGUGAAGAAUUAAGCCAAGUACAAGAAAGACAAAAAGAGCUGAAAAAAGAAGCAAAGAACAACAAAGGCUUACUGGACACUCUGAAUGAAGUUGGCAGUGCCUUCCUGGAACUGGUGCCGUGGAGGGCCAGAGAGGGGCUUGACAAGAUGAUAACGGAGGACAACGAACGUUACAGAUUAGUGAGCGACACAAUCUCUCAGAAGGUGGAUGAGAUUGAUGCUGCCAUCCUGAGAUCCCAGCAGUUUGAUCAAGCAGCUGAUGCUGAAUUUGCCUGGAUUGCAGAAACAGAAAAGAAACUGAUGUCUCUGGGUGAUAUUAGACUUGAGCAAGACCAGACCACAGCUCAGCUGCAAGUUCAAAAGGCUUUUACCAUGGAGAUUUUAAGGCACAAAGAUACCAUAGAUGAACUUGUUAAAUCUGGGGAUAAGAUUAUGAAAACAUGCACUGAAGAAGAGAAACAGAUGAUAAAGAAAAAAAUGGAGAGCCUCUUACAGAAAUAUGAUGCAGUCUGUCAAAUGAACUCAGAGAGAAACCUUCAGCUGGAACGGGCUCAGUCCCUGGUUAACCAGUUCUGGGAGACUUAUGAAGAGCUUUGGCCAUGGUUAACUGAAACAGAAAUGAUCAUCUCUCAGCUCCCUGCGCCAGCCCUUGAAUAUGAAACUUUAAAGCAACAACAAGAAGAACACAGGCAACUGCGUGAGCUGAUUGCUGAGCACAAGCCUCAUAUAGAUAAGAUGAACAAGACUGGGCCUCAGUUGCUGGAGCUGAGCCCAGGAGAAGGUUUUUCUAUCCAAGAGAAAUAUGUGGCAGCUGACAUCCUUUACAGUAAAAUCAAGGAAGAUGUCAAAAAGCGAGCACUGGCACUGGAUGAAGCCAUUUCUCAGUGUACCCAGUUUCAUGACAAGAUAGAUCCAACUCUUGAGAGUCUGAAACGCAUAGUUGAACGUCUGAGGCAGCCACCUUCAAUCUCGGCAGAGGUUGAGAAGAUUAAAGAGCAAAUCAGUGAAAAUAAGAAUGUAUCUGUGGAUCUGGAAAAACUUCAGCCAGUGUAUGAAACGCUUAAACAGAGAGGGGAGGAAAUGAUUGCUCGCUCAGAAGGCACUGAUAAGGAUAUAUCUGCUAAAGCUGUUCAAGAUAAACUGGACCAAAUGGUCCUAAUUUGGGAAGACAUCCAGACCUUGACUGAGGAAAGGGAGGCCAAACUUUUGGAUGUAAUGGAACUAGCUGAAAAGUUUUGGUGUGAUCAUAUGGCUCUUGUAGCUACUAUUAAAGAUACUCAGGACUUCAUUCGAGAACUGGAGGGACCUGGAGUUGACCCAUCUGUAGUCAAGCAACAGCAAGAAGCUGCAGAGGCUGCUAAAGAAGAAAUUGAUGGACUACAAGAAGAACUAGAAACAGUUGUGAGCCUUGGCUCUGAACUUAGAGCUGCUUGUGGAGAGCCUGACAAACCUAUUGUAAACAAGAGUAUAGAUGAGCUGAAUUCUGCCUGGGAUGCCCUAAACAAAACAUGGAAAGAACGGGUAGAUAAGCUUGCUGAAGCUAUGCAGGCAGCUGUUCAAUAUCAAGAUGGACUGCAGGCAUUAUUUGACUGGGUAGACAUUGCUGGCAGCAAGUUAGCAUCUAUGUCCCCAGUUGGAACAGAUCUGGAGACAGUGAAGCAGCAAACUGAGGAACUUAAGCAAUUUAAGACAGAAGCUUAUCAGCAGCAGAUAGAAAUGGAAAGACUAAACCAUCAGUCAGAACUAUUGCUGAAGAAGGUAACACAGGAGAGUGACAAACACACUGUUCAAGACCCUCUCUCAGAGCUCAAAAUACUGUGGGACAGCCUAGAAGAAAAAAUUAUAAGUAGACAGCACAAGCUGGAAGGUGCCUUGUUAGCCUUGGGGCAGUUCCAGCAUGCCCUGGAUGAGUUACUGACAUGGCUGACACAUACAGAAGACCUGCUGAAUGAACAGAAACCCGUGGGUGGAGACCCCAAGGCUAUUGAAAUUGAACUUGCCAAACAUCAUGUGCUACAAAAUGAUGUUUUAGCUCAUCAGUCUACCGUGGAAGCUGUUAAAAAAGCAGGAAAUGACCUGAUUGAGUCAAGUGCUGUUGAAGAAGCAAGUAAUUUACGGAGCAAGUUGGAACUCCUGAAUCAGCGCUGGCAAAACUUGUUGGAAAAAACAGAACAAAGGAAACAGCAGCUGGACAGUGCCUUGAUCCAGGCACAAGGUUUCCAUGGUGAAGUUGAAGAUCUGCAGCAAUGGCUGACAGAUACUGAACAUCAGCUGUUGGCAUCAAAACCUGUUGGAGGUUUACCAGAAACAGCAAGAGAGCAGCUUAAUGCACAUAUGGAACUUUGUGCUGCCUUUGAAGCCAAAGAAGAGACAUAUAAAUGUCUAAUGCAGAAAGGCCAGCAGAUGCUUGCAAGAUGCCCAGAGUCUGCUGAAACAAACGUUGAGCAGGACAUAAAUAACUUAAAAGAAAAAUGGGAAUCUGUGCAAACAAAGCUCAGUGAAAGAAAAACCAAACUGGAAGAAGCUCUCAGUUUAGCAAUGGAGUUCCACAACUCACUUCAAGAUUUCAUCAACUGGCUUACUCAGGCUGAGCAAACUCUAACUGCAGCUUCUCGGCCAAGUCUUAUCUUGGACACUGUCUUAUUUCAAAUUGAUGAACACAAGGUUUUUGCCACAGAAGUGAACUCUCAUCGAGAUCAAAUCAUAGAACUGGACAAAACUGGAACGCAUUUGAAAUAUUUCAGCCAGAAACAAGAUGUUGUCCUUAUUAAGAAUCUGCUUAUUAGUGUACAGAGCCGAUGGGAAAAAGUAGUUCAACGUUUAGUUGAAAGGGGAAGAGCUUUGGAUGAUGCAAGGAAAAGAGCCAAGCAGUUCCAUGAAGCCUGGCACAAACUUAUGGAAUGGCUGGAAGAGUCGGAGAAAUCUCUGGACUCAGAUCUUGAAAUUGCAAAUGACCCUGAUAAAAUAAAAAUGCAGCUCGCACAGCAUAAGGAAUUCCAGAAAUCUCUUGGUGCCAAACAUUCUGUGUAUGAUACCACAAAUAGAACUGGGCGUUCCUUGAAAGAGAAAACCACCUUGGCUGAUGACAAUUUGAAACUUGACGAUAUGCUGAGUGAACUAAGGGAUAAGUGGGAUACAAUUUGUGGAAAGUCAGUGGAAAGACAAAAUAAACUGGAGGAAGCCCUGUUAUUUUCGGGACAGUUUACUGAUGCUCUGCAAGCUCUCAUUGACUGGUUAUACAAAAUUGAGCCUCAACUAGCAGAAGAUCAGCCAGUACACGGAGACAUUGAUUUAGUGAUGAACCUGACUGACAAUCACAAGGUUUUCCAGAAGGAGCUGGGAAAAAGAACGAGCAGUGUCCAGGCUCUGAAGCGCUCUGCGAGGGAGCUGAUAGAAGGCAGUCGUGAUGACUCUUCCUGGGUCAAAGUCCAAAUGCAGGAGCUGAGCACUCGCUGGGAGACAGUUUGUGCCCUGUCAGUAUCCAAACAAACACGACUGGAACAGGCUCUUCGGCAGGCAGAAGAAUUCCACUCUGUUGUUCAUGUCCUUUUGGAGUGGCUGGCAGAGGCAGAGCAGGCUCUUCGUUUCCAUGGCAUCCUUCCAGACGAUGAAGAGGCCUUGCGUACACUGAUAGAGCAGCACAGGGAAUUUAUGAAGAAAUUGGAAGAGAAAAAGGCAGAACUGAAUAAAGCAACAGGUAUGGGAGAAGCUAUUCUGGCUAUCUGCCACCCAGACUCCAUCACCACCAUUAAGCACUGGAUAACAAUCAUCAGAGCCAGGUUUGAAGAGGUUGUAGCAUGGGCCAAACAACAUCAACAGAGGCUGGCAGGAGCCCUGGCUGGACUUAUUGCUAACCAGGAAUUGUUGGAAGCCUUGCUGUCCUGGUUGCAGUGGGCAGAGACUACACUAACUGAAAAAGAUAAAGAGGUUAUUCCCCAGGAGAUUGAGGAAGUUAAAGCGCUUAUAGCUGAACAUCAGACAUUCAUGGAGGAAAUGACCAGAAAACAACCUGAUGUGGAUAAAGUUACAAAGACCCAUAAAAGAAAAGCACUUGAACCCAGUCCAGUACAAUCUCAUAUUCCUGUCCUUGAUAAGGGGAGAGCAGGCAGGAAGCGUUCCCCAACACCAGGCAUCUAUCCAUCAGCAGCCCAGGCACAAAUUGAAACCAAGAAUCCACGGGUAAACCUUUUAGUCAGCAAAUGGCAGCAGGUUUGGCUUCUGGCCUUGGAAAGGAGAAGAAAACUUAAUGAUGCUUUGGACAGACUUGAAGAGCUGAGAGAGUUUGCCAACUUUGAUUUUGAUAUUUGGAGGAAAAAAUACAUGCGAUGGAUGAACCAUAAGAAGUCUCGUGUGAUGGACUUCUUUAGGAGGAUUGAUAAAGAUCAGGAUGGAAAGAUUACAAGACAGGAAUUUAUCGAUGGAAUUCUUUCUUCAAAGUUCCCAACAAGCCGACUUGAGAUGAGUGCUGUUGCAGACAUUUUUGAUAGAGAUGGUGAUGGAUAUAUUGACUAUUAUGAAUUUGUAGCAGCUCUUCAUCCAAAUAAGGAUGCAUACAAGCCUCUCACAGACGCUGACAAAAUUGAAGAUGAGGUUACAAGGCAGGUAGCGAAAUGUAAAUGUGCAAAACGAUUUCAAGUGGAACAGAUUGGAGAUAAUAAGUACAGGUUUGGUGACUCUCAACAACUGCGCCUGGUUCGUAUCCUAAGAAGUACAGUCAUGGUUCGUGUUGGAGGUGGCUGGAUGGCACUCGAUGAGUUCUUAGUGAAAAAUGAUCCUUGCCGGGCUAAAGGGAGGACAAAUGUGGAGCUGCGUGAAAAAUUCAUUUUGGCAGAUGGUGCCAGUCAGAGCAUGGCAGCUUUCCGACCAAGGGGCCGUAGAUCACGACCCUCUUCAAGAGGUGCUUCUCCAAACAGAUCUACUUCUCUGUCAAGUCAAGCUGGCCAGGCAGCUGCCCCACAGGCAGUUGCUACAAGUACACCAAAGACACCCCAUCAUUUAACACGCAACUAUGGUAAACCAUGGUUGACAAACAGCAAAACAUCAACUCCUUCUAAGCCAUCAGAAUCCUCAGAGUAUCAAGGGUCAUCUGCAGAGGGAACACCAAUUCAAGGAAGUAAACUUAGACUGCCAGGAUAUCUAUCAGGAAAGGGUUUCCACUCUGGAGAAGACAGUGGCAUCCUGUCAACAGCAGCUACCAGAGUCAGAGCUCAGUUUGCAGAAACCAGAAGAACUCCAAGCAGACCUGGUAGCCGAGCAGGAAGCAAGGCUGGCAGCAGGUCAAGUAGUCGCCGAGGCAGUGACGCAUCUGACUUUGACAUUUCGGAAAUCCAGUCUGUGUGCUCAGAUAUGUCAGAGACUGUUCCUGCUACAAGCAGACCAACACCCCGAGCAGGUUCUCGGCCAGGAUCAGCCAAGCCUUCUAAAAUUCCAACCCCCCAGAGAAGGCCACUAGCCAGCAAAUCAGACAAGUCCUUGAAGAGAUAAUAUGAUUGGCUCCACUAAAGUCUUUUCCUUUUGCAUUAAAUAUUUAAGUUCAUAAGAUGUAAAAUAUUAUGUAGAAAUUAUUGUGAAAUAUCGCAAGAGGUGGAUUUUUAAUUCUGCAGAUGGCCUUAUUUGUGUAUUUGUCUUCUUAUUUUAUGUGUAUAAUUUUUGUCAGAUUCAUUUUUGGUUUUGCCAUAUCCUGUGAGAAGGGGGAAGAGUUCUAAUGUAAACUAACAGUUGUACACAGUAACAUGUAGAAAGUACACUAAAAAUAAUUGCCGAAUGUACAGUGUACUGAAUGUACAGUAAGUCUCUGCAACCUCAGUAAAAAAUAGGCCUAUCACUAUGUCAUUAGUUAACAGUAAAGGAUACCUCAUGAUUUUUCUUUAAAAAAGAAAAAGAGAAUACUAAAAGCCAAAAGACACAAUUACACGUUUUGAGCUAACUAAGCAAACACUAAAGGAUGUACAUCAAAACUACUACGUAAUACAAACCCACAUUCACAGUACCCUUAUUUAUACAGCAUUUCUCAGAGAACUCACAGAGUUAAUUAAGCACUCGCCAAUAAUAUGAUACUCCAAUACUUUGCAGCAUUUCUGUGCCAUUGCUUUCAAUGAGACCAGACACAUUCUGGAUAUCUGAACUACUGUUCUGUAAGAAUAUCAAUAUAAAGUGCAUUCAUGUAAAAGUGAGGUUUUCUUUUGCUUGAGUGGAUGGUAGCACUGUAUCAUUGAACUCAUUUUGUAUCAAAGCAGUUUUGCUUGCAGAAAGCUCCGAAAUAAACAUGUCCCUUAACUUUAU